Messenger RNA from Oncorhynchus nerka (sockeye salmon), 9217 nucleotides. RefSeq names its product unconventional myosin-XVIIIa-like. Bases 109 to 6915 code for a protein of 2268 amino acids. The transcript is spliced from 44 exons. The record is from RefSeq and is a predicted model, not a curated record. Gene Ontology annotation, cellular component: cytoplasm; myosin II complex; myosin filament. Gene Ontology annotation, biological process: actomyosin structure organization. Lineage: Eukaryota; Metazoa; Chordata; Actinopteri; Salmoniformes; Salmonidae. Gene Ontology annotation, molecular function: cytoskeletal motor activity; ATP binding; actin filament binding.
GGUUUUGACCUCAGUCCCUUGUCUUACCGAACUCUUUAGGUCAAAGAAGAGGUCAGACCACCAGGCUCCAAGACCUCAAACCAGGGUUCAGACAGCGACAGUGGCAGUAUGAGUAUCCGCUCCCAGUCCGUGCCUAGUCUGGAGCCUGGCAGGGGCCUACUCUGCAGUAUAAGCCCUGAGCCGGCCAAGACACUGCCCGGGGUCAGGGUCAGGAGUCCCUCACCACCCAGGGUACGCAGGGAUGUAAAGGUCCCUGAACGCUUCAAAAGUCCAGUGCCUCCGAUCCAGAUGCCAGCACAACGCUUCAGGAGCCCUGACCCACUCAGAGCUUCCAUGAUUAGCCCUGAGCCUGUGCUGAACGGGAACAGCAAGCCCAACGGUUCUGUUAAUGGAAGUGCCGUCAAUGGAAGCUCUGCCAACGGCAGUGCCAACCAGCCAGACCUGGACAACGAUGAUCAGAGCCUUACCCGCAAGAAGGUAGUGAAGGUGGUACGUCGAGUGGUGAGGAAGGUACUACCUGCAGAAGAGGAGUAUGCUCCAGCUCCUGAGCCUACCAAACCUGCCCCUGAACCUCCUAAAUUGGUGCUAUCGCAAGUGCUAAGAUCUGUGCCCAAGGUCCCAAAGGUUCCACUGUUCUCUUUCAAGCACGACACCAUCAAGACAGAGGAGAAGGACAAUAUAUCAGCUGGGCUGGCCAGCCUCAUGGUCCGCGGGAGGACCAGGGACCGCCCUCGCACACGCAAAGAUGGGCCACCUGAAAAAAAACAGGAGGAAGCGGUGAAAAGAGAGGAAAAAGAAAGUCCAAAGUUGGUUGAUAUUAAAUCUAGCCCUAAAGUCGUCCCAGUUUCAAAACCGGAAGAUAAGACUCCCGUGUUGGCGGCACCUGCCAAAGUUCCUCCUACUGCUUCUACUUUGACCUUGGUUCCCUCCAAGUCUGAACCCGCAGGCUUCAUCCCUGCCUCAAAGCCUUCCUCACUCUCCCCUCCCGCAGGUUUCAUUCCACCACCAAAAUCAGCCUCCCUUAGCCCACCUGAUGGGUUUGUACCAGCACCAAAAUCAGCCCCCCUUUGCCCACCAAAUGGGUUUGUACCAGCACCAAAAUCUACCCCUCUUUCCCCUCCAGCAGGGUUUUCACCAGCACCAAAAUACACUGCUGUUACUCCUUCAGUUAUCACUGUAGCUCCCAAAUCCUCUCCAGCCAUUCACCCGCCAUGUUUCAUCCCACCACUAAAAUCGACCCAUAUGUCCUCACCUGCCGGGUUCAUACCAGUCCCAAAAUAUAUACCCCUUUCCCCAUCUGCUGGUUUUGUCCCCUCUUAUAAAUCCUCCCCUGUCACUCCCCCUUCAGCAUCCGUUCCCACCUCCAAGUCCUCCUCCAGUACUUCCGCUGCAGGGUUCGUCCCAGACCCCAAGGCCUCGCAUCUCUACCCUAACCCUCCCAAGUCCUCGGCUCUCUCCCCUCCUCCUGCAGUCAUCACUCCCAAGGCGAGUACCCUCUCUCCACCACCGGAGUUCAUCCCGCCCCCCAGACAGCCAACCGUGAAGAAGCCUGAGGUGAAGGCUUUGGCAGCCUCUCCCCUGUCCUCUGUUCCCAUUGAGAAGGCUUCACCGCAGAACAAUUCAUCAACCAUUACCCCAAACAUUACCCAAAAGCUGGAGCCGGUGGUUCGUGCCUCAGCUCCGCUCCUGUCUCCGGCCCCAACCCCCCCUCAGGGACAGGUGGACGAGGACCCCGUGGCCAUCCUUCAGGCGUCUCACGCCGCUGCCCAACAACCCAAGGUGAAGACAGAGGAGCAGAUAGCCACAGAGCAGGCAUGGUACGGCUCAGAGAAGGUCUGGCUGGUCCACAAGGAUGGCUUCUCCCUGGCGACACUGCUGAAGACUGAGGCGGGCUCCCUGCCAGAGGGGAAGGUGAAGAUCAAACUGGAACAUGACGGGACAAUCCUGGACGUAGACGAGGAUGACGUGGAGAAGGCGAACCCCCCGUCGUUUGACCGCUCUGAAGACCUGGCCUCGCUGCAGUACCUCAAUGAGUCCAGUGUGAUGCACUCCCUGCGGCAGCGUUAUGGGGGAAACCUCAUCCACACACACGCCGGGCCCAACAUGGUCAUCAUCAAUCCCCUCAGCGCUCCCUCCAUGUACUCAGAGAAGGUGAUGCACAUGUUUAAGGGGUGCAGGCGAGAGGACACGGCACCUCACAUCUACGCGGUGGCUCAGUCGGCCUACAGGAACCUGUUGACCACGCGUCAGGAUCAGUCCAUCGUGCUGCUGGGGAAGAGCGGUAGCGGCAAGACCACCAACUGUCAACACCUGGUCCAGUACCUGGUCUCCAUCGCUGGCAGCACCGGAAAGAUCUUCUCUGGAGAGAAGUGGCAGGCAGUAUACACCAUCUUGGAAGCAUUUGGGAACAGCUCCACCUCCAUGAACACCAACGCCAGCCGCUUCUCUCAGAUUGUCUCUCUGGACUUCGACCAGGCUGGCCAGGUGGCCUCCGCAUCCAUACAGACCAUGCUGCUUGAGAAGCUGAGAGUGACCAAACGGCCGGAGACUGAGUCUACCUUCAACGUCUUCUACUACAUGAUGUCCGGAGCUGACAGCACUCUCAGAACGGAGCUGCACUUUAACCACUUUGCAGAGAACAGCGCAUUUGGAAUUGUGCCUCAGUCUAAACCGGAGGACAAACAGAAGUCAUCUCAGCAGUUCACCAAGCUGCAGGCUGCCAUGAAGGUGCUGGGCAUCUCAGUGGAGGAGCAGAGGGCUCUGUGGCUCAUCCUGGGGGCCAUCUACCACCUGGGGGCAGCAGGGGCCACCAAAGAGGCUGGCGAAGCUGGCCGUAAGCAGUUUGCCCGUCAUGAGUGGGCCCAGAAGGCAGCCUACCUGCUGGGCUGCACCCUGGAGGAGCUCUCCUCUUCCAUCUUUAAGCACCAGGCCAAGGGGCCCAUGCAGAGGUCCACCUCCUUCCGUGGGGGGCCCGACGAGGUCGGCGCAGGAGACAGCUCAGGCUCUAAGAUCACAGCCCUGGAUUGUUUGGAGGCCAUGGCUUCAGGCCUGUACUCAGAGCUCUUCACCCUCGUUAUCUCCCUUGUCAACAGAGCUCUGAAGUCCAGUCAGCACUCACUGUGCUCUCUGCUCAUCGUGGACACACCGGGUUUCCAGAACCCUCGCAUGGCCAAGCGGCAGCGUGGUGCUACCUUCGAGGAGCUGUGCCACAACUACGCCCAGGAGCGCCUGCAGACUCUUUUCCACGAACGCACCUUUGUACAGGAGCUGGAGAGAUAUAAGGAGGAAAACAUAGAGCUUGCAUUAGAUGACAUAGAGUCCAGUACCUCAAUGUCUGUAGCAGCUAUAGACCAAGCAUCUACUCAAGCGCUGGUACGCACCCUGGCGAGGACAGAUGAGGCUCGAGGUCUGCUGUGGCUGAUGGAGGAGGAGGCUGUGCAGCCAGGGGGCUCUGAGGACACUCUGCUGGAGAGACUCUUCAGUUACUACGGCCCUGACCAGGGGGACAACAAAGGACACGCCCUGCUCCUGAAGAGCGACAAGCCGCAUCACUUCCUGUUGGGCCACAGCCACGGGACGGACUGGGUGGAGUACGAUGCUCAGGGUUGGCUGAGCCACGCCAAGCAGAACCCCGCCUCCCAGAAUGCUGCCACUCUGCUGCAGGACUCACAGAAGAAGAACAUCAGCAGUCUGUUCUCUAGUCGUAGUGGAGGGCCCACAGUGCUGUCUGGCUCUAUCGCAGGGUUGGAGGGGGGAUCUCAGCUGGCCCUCCGCAGAGCCACUAGCAUGAGGAAGACCUUCACAACCGGCAUGGCUGCCGUGAAGAAGAAGAGCCUCUGCAUCCAGAUCAAACUGCAAGUGGAUGCUCUGCUGGACACAGUACGCAGGUCCAGAGUUCACUUUGUCCACUGCCUACUGCCCAAGGCAGAUGCGGUGGGGGUGGGUGGGGAGCCGCGUGUGGCCCACGGAGAAAGCUGCGACUCAGGCCUCAUGCAGCUGGAUGUGGGCCUUCUGAGGGCUCAGCUCCGUGGAUCGAAGAUUAUUGACGCGCUGCGCAUCUACAGGCAAGGUUACCCUGAUCACAUGGUGUUCUCUGAAUUCCGUCGCCGAUUCGAUGUGUUGGCACCCCACCUGACCAAAAAGCACGGGCGCCACUACAUCGUCACAGACGAGAAGCGGGCUGUGGAGGAGCUGUUGGAGUCUCUGGACUUGGAGAAGAGCAGUUACCACAUGGGCCUGAGCAGGGUGUUCUUCAGAGCUGGGACCCUGGCCAAACUGGAGGAGCAGAGGGACGUCCAGACCAGACGCAACAUCACCAUGUUCCAGGCUGCCUGCAGAGGAUACCUGGCCAGACAGGCCUUCAAGAAGAGGAAGAUCCAGGACCUGGCUAUCCGCUGCAUCCAGAAGAACAUCAAGAAGAACAAGGGCGUGAAGGGCUGGGCCUGGUGGAAGGUGUUCACCACAGUACGCCCCCUUAUAGAGGUCCAGCUCACAGAGGAGCAGAUACGUGGCAAAGACGAGGAGAUCCAGCAGCUGAAAGGGAGGCUGGAGAAGGUGGAGAAGGAGAGGAACGAGCUGAGACUCAACAGUGACCGCCUGGAGAGCCGGAUCACAGAGCUGUCGUCGGAGCUGGCAGACGAGAGGAACACAGGAGAGUCGGCCUCUCAGCUGCUGGAGUCUGAGACCUCAGAGAGACUGAGACUGGAGAAAGACAUGAAGGACCUGCAGACUAAGUUUGACUCGAUGAAGAAGUCUAUGGACUCUAUGGAGAUGGAGGUGAUGGAGACCAGACUCCUCAGAGCCUCCGAGCUCAACGGAGAGAUGGACGACGACGACACAGGGGGAGAGUGGAGACUGAAGUAUGAGAGAGCCAUCAGAGAGAUCGAGUUCACCAAGAAGAGGCUCCAGCAGGAGUUUGAUGACAAGCUGGAGAUUGAGCAGCAAAACAAACGACAGCUGGAGAGGAGGCUAAGUGACCUCCAGGCAGACAGUGAAGAGGUGCAGCGUACGGCCCAGCAGCUGAAGAAGAAGUGUCAGAGAUUGACGGCUGAGCUACAGGACACCAAGCUACACCUGGAAGGCCAGCAGAGCCGCAACCAUGACCUGGAGAAGAAACAGAGGAAGUUUGACUCCGAGCAGAACCUGUCUCAGGAGGAGGUUCAGAGGGAGAAGAAUAUUAGAGAGAUGCUGAGCAGAGAGAAGGACAUGCUGACUGGAGAGGUGUUUAGCCUACGACAGCAACUGCAGGACAAGGACCUGGAGAUGUGUGCGCAGAAUGUGAAGUUAGAACAGCUGGAGGCGGAGCUGCUGGACCUGUCGUCCCAGGAGACCAAGGAUGAGGCGUCGCUGUCCAAAGUGAAGAAGACGAUGCGUGACCUGGAGGCCAAGGUCAAAGACCAGGAAGAGGAGCUGGAUGAACAGGCCGGAACUAUACAGAUGCUGGAGCAGGCUAAGCUGCGUCUGGAGAUGGAGACAGAGAGACUGCGCCAGACACACUCCAAGGAGAUUGAGAGUAAAGAUGAGGAGGUGGAGGAGAUCAGACAGUCCUGCAGUAAGAAGCUGAAGCAGAUAGAAGUCCAGCUGGAGGAGGAGUAUAAUGACAAACAGAAGGUCCUACGUGAGAGGAGAGAACUGGAGACCAAGCUGCUGUCUGCCCAGGACCAGGUGAACCCCAGAGACGUGGAGACAGAGAAGAGGCUGAGGAAGGAUCUGAAGCGCACCAAGGCCCUGCUGGCCGACGCCCAGAUCAUGCUGGACCACAUGAAGAACAACGCCCCCAGCAAGAGAGAGAUUGCCCAGCUCAAAAACCAGCUGGAGGAGUCAGAGUUCACUUGCGCGGCAGCAGUGAAGGCCCGUAAAUCUAUGGAGGUGGAGAUUGAGGACUUGCAUGUGCAGAUGGACGAUAUCUCCAAAGCCAAACAGGCUCUGGAGGAGCAGUUGAGCAGGCUGCAGAGAGAGAAGAAUGAUCUGCAGUCUCGUAUGGAGGAGGACCAGGAGGAUAUGAACGAGCUCAUGAAGAAGCACAAGUCAGCUGUCUCCCAGUCAACUCAGAACCUAGCCCAGAUCUCUGACCUACAAGCCCAGCUGGAGGAGGCCCUCAAGGAGAAGCAGGAUGUCCAGGAGAAGCUCUCGGCACUGCAAAGCCAGCUGGAGUUCCAGGAGACUUCUAUGGUGGAGAAGUCUCUGGUCAGCAGGCAGGAGGCCAAGAUCCGAGAGAUGGAGACCAAGAUGGAAUUUGAGAAGACGCAGGUCAAACGCUUGGAGAGCCUGGUGGCCCGUCUGAAGGAGAACCUUGAGAAGCUAACAGAGGAGCGGGAUCACCGCAGCACCAGCGAGACCCGGGAGAAGGAGCAGAACAAGCGGCUCCAGAGACAGAUCAGAGAUAUCAAGGAGGAGAUGGGAGAACUGGCCAAGAAGGAGGGAGAGGCCAGCCGCAAGAAACAUGAGCUGGAAAUGGAUAUUGAAAGCUUGGAGGCAGCCAAUCAGAGCCUGCAGGCGGACCUUAAACUAGCCUUCAAGAGGAUUGGUGACCUCCAGGCUGCCAUCGAAGAUGAGAUGGAGAGUGACGACAACGAGGACCUCAUCAACAGUUUACAAGACAUGGUGACAAAGUAUCAGAAAAGAAGGAACAAAACUGAGGGAGACUCAUCUGACUCGGAGGUGGAAGACCGUGUGGACGGGGUCAAGUCCUGGCUGUCCAAAAACAAAGGCUCGACCAAGAACCUCUCAGAUGACGGCAGCCUCAAGAGUGCCAGUCCUCCUAGCCGAAGACGGUUCUGCUUUGACAAAUCUGACGAAGAAGAGGAAGGAAAAAAAGAAGGUGGUGUGUCCCGAGGGUCCUACCGCUCCAGAAACACACGGGGCAGCUACCUGAACAACAGUGACAGCGAAGACAAGCCCUCUGAGACAACAUAGUUCACACACCAGCCAACAAACCCUGCAUGUUGAGAGGGCCCCUGUGGUGCUGUCAUCACACACAACCACUCUACUGUUCUUCUAACUCUGCAACAUGGCAAUGAUACUAUACACUAUCAUUAUUAUUCUACUGUUACAAAGCAGCUUGCAUUGCUAAGGUCUAGAGAAGUACGUCAGUGUACAGUACACAACACUAAUGGUUUCUCUCACUCUCCACUGGGCCAACCAUCUCUUAGUGUAUUUCACCAGUCACAUGUGACAAUGUCUCCAUCUUGGAUCUGGCCCCUCCAGUUGAACAGCACCUCCAUUAAUAAUGUCUUGUCUCUCCUGUCUCUGCUGGCUGCAUGAGGACAGCUGCUGCUUGGCUGGUGCCAUCGUCUCCUACUUCCUAGACUCUGUCAUCGUCAUCAUGGUUGUAACUGAGCCAAAGAACUAGCUAUGUUCCCUUGUGUUUUAUCACUGCGUCGGGGGACCAGAAAGAAAAAAAUCUAACAAAAAAAGACAGAGGAAAUAAGUACCAAAAAAGCCUUUGUUGCAAGUAGAUGUGUACACUGUGUUAUUGCUUAUCAAGUAUAUGUGUACACUGUGUUAUUGCUUAUCAAGUAUAUGUGUACACUGUGUUAUUGCUUAUCAAGUAGAUGUGUACACUGUGUUAUUGCUUAUCAAGUAUAUGUGUACACUGUUAUUGCUUAUCAAGUAGAUGUGUACACUGUGUUAUUGCUUAUCAAGUAUAUGUGUACACUGUGUUAUUGCUUAUCUGAGUCCUGGUAAAAAGACCAGAGUUUAUUUUUGGGAGAAGUGCCGCUGAUAUACAGUACAUAGGGUCCUCUACAGCUGUGCUUAGAUUCUGGCUGCAGCGCCGCGCCACCCCCCCUGAAAGAAGACGCUUUCAUCGGCUCAUCUGCUUGUUUUGUAUUGCUUGUUUUAGCAGGAGAAUAAUGUUCCUAACAGGAAGACAACAGAAGAGAGCUGCAGCACCAAACUGCUUUGUGAUGAAAGUUUAGCCCUUCUCUUCUUUUUUCCAUCUUUUUGUUUUGAUGUUUCAAAGAAGAUCAUUUGUUUUCGAGAGUCCUGCCAUCAAGAAAAUGAAUUUCCAGGAGGUUGGAGCGUAGCAUACCCUAUGAAAUGCCUUGCCUUUUAUUUCAACUUGAAUUGAACUAAGUACUUUGCAGAAAUGCUUUUGGGGUGAGAGUCUUUGGCUCAGCUGUUUUUCUUUCUUCUCUCUGUCGUUGUGGUUGUUGUUGUUCUCGUGCUUUUCACUCAUUUUGUUCUCUCUAUUUGAUGUUUGCUUUCCAAAGGGAACGAUAUUGAACACCAUGCUUUAUGGUGGUUUGCCUUUAGUUUAUAUAUACUUCAACACCCACAUGUUUUCUUUUUCUGAUAAACCAUACUGGAUUACACAUGGUGAGGAUUUAGGUUCCUCAACGCGCAUGUUAAAUCCUCCUGUGUUGCAUCACCACUCUGUAAACUGGAUAGAAUGCAUUCAAAUCCUUUUCAGUGUCUCUGAAGCCUAUUUGUCAUGUAGGAUUCAUCAGUAUUCUGUCCUGAACCAAUGCUACUGUUCAGAGCAGCAGUUUAACCAGGAAGAUAUUAAAGACCCAUGCUUUUACGGUUGCUUGGUGUUACAUUGAACCCUUCGGCUGUCUCUUUAGUAUUUAUGAAUUAGCGUUAAUGAAUUGAGCAGGCCUGCCAACAUGUGUGUUAUCCACCUGUACAUGGCAAGUGGAGCUGAAAGGAUUUUGUUGAUACUUUGCGUGAAGGGAGAAGUUUGGUGCGUUUGUAUUAUACAUGCUUUUUAAAGACACACCUAUCACCUUUUUCCUCAAUGCCAGGGUUUCCCCAACUCGGUCUUGGGGCCUGCCAGGGUGCACGUUUUGGUUUUUGCCCUAGCGCUACACAGCUGAUUAAAAUAAUCAAAGGUUGAUGAUGAGUGGGUUAUUUGAAUCAGCUGUGUAGUGCUAGGGGGAAAACCAAAGCGUGCACCCGGGGGGGGCUCAGGACCAAGUUGGGGAAACCCUGCUCUAUGCAGUCAACAUGAGUUUUAAAAGAAAUUGUAAACUGUUUUAUGAUCUUGUUUUAUGAUACUCUUAAACCAUGUAAACACCAGGCAAAACAAAGAAAUGAGCCAACAUAACAUUGCUGACUGUACACAUUAAUAUUUAUAUAAAUAUCUGUACUGAUUCAUGCUAGCUUUCAAAAUAGUAUAUUUUUAUUUUCGUUAUUGAACAAAAUGACCACUUAUUAUGAGUAAUUUUGCAUUACAGUUUAAUAUAUUGUAAAUAAAUGAUGACUCAGACUGUAA